Messenger RNA from Exophiala oligosperma, 2910 nucleotides. RefSeq lists its product as uncharacterized. The coding region runs from base 347 to 2632 and encodes 761 amino acids. Gene Ontology annotation, cellular component: gamma-tubulin complex; centrosome; equatorial microtubule organizing center. Gene Ontology annotation, biological process: microtubule nucleation; cytoplasmic microtubule organization; spindle assembly. The transcript has a single exon. Gene Ontology annotation, molecular function: gamma-tubulin binding; microtubule minus-end binding. NCBI's taxonomy places the organism in Eukaryota, Fungi, Ascomycota, Eurotiomycetes, Chaetothyriales, Herpotrichiellaceae. The record is from RefSeq and is a predicted model, not a curated record.
GUUCUAAUGAAAGAAGUAUUCCCUAUAACAGUCUUCGCUGUAUAACCCCUCCUCGAGUCGAUCCUGCACCAUGUAUUAGACCAGACAUCUCCCUUCCACAAAUACGGUCUGGUGCCACCGUUCACAUUGGACAUACCGCGUCCGCAUUCUACUCGAUUGCACGCGUUGACCGCCCCGAUUUGCAUAUCCCACUAUGGUCGCUCAUCCUCUCAAUGUGUCGCUUCGAACUCAUCGGCCGAAUAGUACUCUGGUGUCAAUCACAACCCGACCUUGAACAUUCUUUUGACAUUGCUCACGACCCUCCCCCUCGUCUUCGUCUCCAACCAGCAACAGGAAAGCCUUCAAGAUGUUACAUGAAAUCCUCCUAUCAUUAUCGGGCGUCCGAUCGCCCGUCUGGACACAACCAGGCCAAUCGAGGCAAGAGGAGGGAGGUGAUAUGAACCAAUAUGUGUCGCCGCCAGAACAUGAGAUGCUUCAAACCCUUGCCCGUCUACACGAGUUACACGUACAGAUCAAGAGUGCUACUGCAAGAGUCUCGAGGAAGCAUCGCUCAAUGGUCUGUCGAGCUGUAAGCUCCUCAAUAGCUGACUUUCACCUUGGAAAGUUCGUGGAUACUAUUGUGCAAGUUGAAACAUCUAUCCUCAAUAAGGACGCUGGGUAUGUAGGUGCAUAUGAUAUAGUGCCUCUUAGCACACUAGUAUCGGAAUUUGCACCAUGGAUGCGACGCAUGGAAUGGCUGUCGUCGUUAGCCAAACAAUUAGAUCCUAGCGACAACAAGGUGCUCGAAAAGCAGUCUACCGCCGCUAGCAUUCUAAAUUUCUUGGAACGAGAAACUCAUACUGGUUAUUCGGAUAUUGAAGAAAUGGCUAUUGGUCUUCUGACAGUGGCUCAUAAAGCCUGGAUGAGGGCAGUUUCAUUCUGGAUACUGUAUGGAAAGCUUCCAACUUCUGGUGCCGAUGACUUCUGCAUCAAGAAGAAUUCACGCCCUUCAUCAACAAUGGACACAUUCCUGCUCGACCAUUCACUAGCACCAAAGUUGCUCAGUCCUGCCGGAGCCAAUGUACUAUUGUCUAUUGGAAGCGCUCUGGACCAGUUGCGUUCUCGUGUAGCGUCCGCGGCGGAUACUAUCAAAGGCUCUGACGACCCGGCGAUGAGUUUACUGCCCCUUCACAUGCGGCAACUCGAAUCCCUUCAAUACCCACUUACCUCAUCACGACUAGAGAGUGUCUUGUUUUCGAUCAAUCAAUCUAUCUCAGAAAAUGCCCUUGUUGAAAUCCUUCCCCGAACGAAAGUCUUACAGUUGCUCAAGGUAACUUUGGACUAUCUUCUCGUUGGCCACGGAGAAUUCGCAGUGUCCCUGAUCGCUCAUGCUGAUGCUCGCGUCAUGAAUCGACAGCAAGCUCAGACUUCCACGAGGCCUAUUAGGAGAGUCGGUCGGGUUGAUGAUAUGGCAAUCAAGGAUGCAGAGAUCAAUUCGGUUUUGGUCAAAGCGAUGGCUGAGCUAGCAGCCUUACGUGGAGAUGAAGAUCCCGACGAUGAUGUCUUCAAUUUUGCGAGAAAGAGUCUGUCCUUAAAGCCCGUCGACUCAGUCUCUCAACCGUUGAUGGUCUCAACUUUAUUGCCAACACCUGCCAUUAUGACCAUGGCCAUGCCUUCAUCUUCACCCCUGCAUAUAUUUCUUUCCGCACAAGAUAUCACAACCUAUGGCGUCCUGAACGCCAACCUCCUCUCAAUCCGCAGAGCCGGUCUGCACUUGUCUGGCCUCUGGAAGUUGACAGCACAACGUCGCUCGUUCCCCACACCAUUGGGGCCACCCAGAAGUGCAACGCCCGCAGGGCGGAUGUUGCUCGCCGGGCGAAGAGUGCGGGAUGGAAAUAGAAUGAAAAGAACGAGGAGGCAUUGGACUUGUGCAAGCAAUGCACUAUUUCUGAUCAACGAGCUUGAGAGCUACCUUGAAGGAGAGGUAAUUCAGAGCAGUUGGAUUCAAUUCCAGCAUUGGUUAGCAGGUGAUGACCGACUUGGGUCUGCAUCUGCAAGAUCGUCUCGACCUACUACGGCUUCAUCGACUGGUCAGUCGAGAUUUACAGACGCCUCUUUCGGGGCGUCUUAUUCGGAUGCAAAAUCCCCACCAAGUGAUCCUCGAGUGCUAGCCGCAGCUCAUCGAGUAUACCUGCAGGCUCUCAAAUCUGCACUCUUCCUUGAUGACGAAACUUUCAUCAACGUUCUGAAAACACUCCUAGGCCAAAUUGACCAUUUGGUAGCACUGUUCUCUCGCCUCCAAGCAGUCUGGGACGGGCUCGAUUUACAGGAGGAUGACGGUGUAGUAGAUGCCCUCACGGAUUAUGCGCACGAUGAACGAGAAGUUCUAGCAGAAAUGGAUCGUACAAGUGAAGCCAUCAAGGCAUGCAUUGCUGGCCUGAUAGACAAAGUUCGCGAGGUCGAAAAAGAAGAACGCAGUGGUACGAACACUUUGCUUGGAGGAUUGAGUCUUGCAGAUGCGAAUGCUUCAAAUUUUGUUCCGUGGCAAGCUAGGACGGUCAACAGAUUGGUUAUGAAGCUUGACAGUCUGGCAGCACGACGUGAUGACGACAAAAAUGGCAACGAUAUCCUUGAUGAUUAUGAUGACGACUGACGACUACGUUUGGUGGUCUCAAGAAGGGGAUUGCUCACACUCAAGUAAAUACUAGUUAUAAUGGAUUCACGCGGGAUUUAGUAUAGGAUAGCCAACGGCCUGAGUGGUAUAUACCAACGUAAAUUGACAACCAAGACAGUCACUUUGAUCAAGACCGAUGGAAGUUGGUUUUAUCCAGAAGUAUAUCUAUUGUCUUUGGGACCUGUAUUAAGCUACGAAGCCGGAGAAAAGUUCUCUUACCCUAUAACGACUGUCAGUCAUUUGCCACUUCCAUAUGC